This is a messenger RNA of Micropterus salmoides (largemouth bass), 2149 nucleotides long. RefSeq lists its product as uncharacterized. The record is from RefSeq and is a predicted model, not a curated record. NCBI's taxonomy places the organism in Eukaryota, Metazoa, Chordata, Actinopteri, Centrarchiformes, Centrarchidae. The transcript is spliced from 6 exons. Bases 1058 to 1921 code for a protein of 287 amino acids.
AGUCAUGCCUUAUGGGAAAACAGUCAACAUAGUGAAAUUAUAAUGUUUACUUAUAUUCAUAUUCUUACAUAUUCAACAGUUAUGGAUCCCAUUUACCCGAGAGUCUGGCGCCAACCGAGAGACCCAUCUGAUGCUCUUCCUGCAUCAAGUAGCAGCUUAUAUGAAGAUCUAGAUUUGGAUGUAGUCAACCAAUUUAUUUUAUAAUUAUUUAGGUUUUUAUUACCGCAUGUUGUUAAAAUUGUUUGUAUUUUCAUAUAGCCUAUAUAUGAACAUUUUGUAUUUAUGAUAUUUUAGCAAUAAUUCCUUUAUAUUUUCAUCAUGUUGUAUUGUCUUAAGUUGUCUACGUUGUAAUCCUUUUUCUAAAUAAAAUCUUUAUAUUUAAUUUGUCUGGACGGAUUACCAUUUGUGAGAACCUGUUUUGUUUGAGUAAAAACAAUCCUAUAGCCACUAUUCUGUUGCGCCCCCUCAGUCUCAUGUGGCUCGCAACAUUAGUGUCCCUGGUAAAAUCCCGGCAGGAAAAGUGCGCUGUCCGGGAUGUGCCGUAAAACAGAGGGCGGCAGAUCUGUAUUUUGUUGGCCAGGGAGCACAGGGCGAAAACCCAGCUGUCUCAGUUUUACCAGCGUGCCUGCACGCCUUCCCCUUCGGUGUUUCCGAAGGAUCCCAAACAGAGCUGCCGCUCCUCCAACUAAUAACUCCAGGAAAGUUCCAGGUUCGAUCAAGAGCAGUGUAAUAGUGUUAGCAGUUGAAAGUCCGAUGUUUAAGAGCUCCUAAGAGGGAUAGCAGAAAACAGAGUUAAUAAACAAAAACACAAAAAGCACUGCAGAGCUUAAUCCAGAGGCUGCCGUCUUGUCCCCCGCCAUCCUUGAUACACCACAAUAUGUGGAAAGUAUUUCAUAAUUUUGAACUGAUGAUCCAGUGAGUGUGGAGUAACAUUCAGUAUUGGCUAAAAACAUUUAUUGUGAGUGAUUUUAUUGUAUUAGGCCUAUGUGUUUUUACAGGCUCCAGUGCUGUGACUCCUGUGUUUGUGCAGAAAGGAAAGGAUGUUCUUCUGAACGUCAUGACAGCUGAUGUUCCUCAGAACUUUGUUAUUCUUUCAUGGACAUUCAAUACAAAGGUUUUAGUAACAAAUUCACCUGAUAAAGAACCAACAGUCUUUCCAGUCUACACUGGAAGGAUUGAGACUGAUGUGAAAAAAUACUCUGUGAAAGUGAAGAAUCUCCAAGAGGCAGACAGUGGAGAUUAUUCUGCACGAGUGACAGGUGAAGAAGAACGAAUAGUAGCUGAAUACAACGUCACAGUUCAAGGUCCAGUGUCUCCAGUUGAACUGUCAGUGGACUCCAGUGUGUCCAGCAGCUCAGACUCCUGUAACCUCACUGUGACCUGCAGAACACAGGACUCUCACAUCAGCAGCACUUUCACAUGUGACACCCAAACCUGCAGUCAGGAGGGAGGAGAGCGAUCAGAGGUCACAACCUCUGCUGCUUCUCUACAUGUCUACCUGCUGAAUGACUCAAUCAUCUGUAACCAUAGCAACCAGGUCAGCUGGACCGAGGACAUUAAAAAGACCAAACACUUAUGUCCCCAGGCUGAUCAAGGUAAACAAGACGACAACAUUAUUGUCCCAGUGCUUGUUGCUUUUAUAGCAGUUCCCAUGGCAAUUGGUGCAGCAGUCUGUUAUCAUCAAAAGAGCAAAAAAAAAAGAAAAUACAAAAGAGAGAACAUUGAAAACACAAUAUAUGCAACUCCUCAGGUUGAAUCUACAACCCAUCCUCUGAAUCAGAUCCCAACAGAUGCUUCAGGUCUUUCUCCAACCACCACCUACAGCUCGGUAGGGCUUCACACUGGACCUGUGGGAUCACCUGAGAGAGGCAGGACUCUGCCAGAGAGCAUGUAUGCUUAUGUAGAAAGGGCCAGAUCCUGAAACAGUCAAACUUCAGUCCAAACCAUAGACUGUGGUCCAAACACACUCUCACACAUACAUGCAUGUUAGUGCACACUGUACUAGCAAGGCACACCUAGCUUGUAGCCUUGGUUUCCUGUUCUUGGCUGACAGGAGUGGCACCCUGUGUGGUCUUCUGCUGCAGAAACCCAUCUGCUUCAAGGUUCGACGUGUUGUGCGUUCAGAGUUGGCAUUCUGCAUACCUUGGUU